This is a messenger RNA of Drosophila takahashii, 574 nucleotides long. RefSeq names its product calmodulin. Gene Ontology annotation, molecular function: calcium ion binding. The record is from RefSeq and is a predicted model, not a curated record. Lineage: Eukaryota; Metazoa; Arthropoda; Insecta; Diptera; Drosophilidae. Gene Ontology annotation, cellular component: myosin II complex.
UAAAAUUAUUCCAAAAUUUGUAGUGAACGUACAGUGACCCCCAAAAUUUCGCAGCCCCAACCCCUUUUUCGGCCAUGGAUUACGAUUUCCUUACGCCUCCUCCCGAGGAACGUAUCAUUCGCUCCAACAAUCUGAACGAGGAACAGCUCAAGGAUCUGGAGAUGGCCUUCUCGCUGUUCGACGAUCAGGACCUCAAGGUCAUACCCAUAAAGCAGCUGAGGCAGCUUAUGCGAACUGUGGCCCAAAAUCCGAGUGAUGCCGAACUGCAGGAUAUAUGCACGGAAAUCGAUGCCGAUGGUUCGGGGGAAUUAUAUCUCAGCGACUUCCUGUACAUCAUGUCUCAGAGGUACGAGAACAUGACGACCGAGGAUGAGAUUAUAGCGGCUUUCAGGGUGUUCGACAAGCAGGGAACCGGUGUUAUAUCCGAAACGGAGUUCCGUCACAUAAUGCAGAAUAUGGGGGAGCACAUGACAGAGGAGGAGGUGGAGGAAAUCAUUCGCGAUGCAGACUCCGAUAAUGAGGGAAACAUCGUCUAUGUGCGAUUUGUCAACAUGAUGUCCACCACAUAAGAAAG